AUGCCUGUUGCAGCCAUCAACUCGUACGAGGAAUUUGCACAAAUCAUCAGUAGCGGGAAGUCCGUUGUAAUCAAUUUCUGGGCAACAUGGAGUGGACCUUGCAGAACUAUGUCGCCUAUUUUCGAGAGAGAGCUCUUCAGCUGGACAGGAAGCGAGCUAGUUCCGAUGAUCCUUCCGGUAACGUACACCGCCACUUAG
Messenger RNA from Penicillium canescens, 198 nucleotides. Its product is annotated as thioredoxin family protein. The record is from RefSeq and is a predicted model, not a curated record. The coding region runs from base 1 to 198 and encodes 65 amino acids. The transcript has 2 exons. NCBI's taxonomy places the organism in Eukaryota, Fungi, Ascomycota, Eurotiomycetes, Eurotiales, Aspergillaceae.